AUGAUUCAGCUGGAAAGGUUGGAUGAACAACUCCAAAUCAUAGAAAGGCAACUGGUGUCGAGAGGCGCAUGGCGUCCACCAACGCAGUUAUCAACACCACUGUCACCUGAAGUGCUCGAAAUGGCCGACCUCUCUCAUGCUGUAGCUCUGCUGCGCAAUCUAAUCGAGCCUAAAGGGUCCGCCCAGGAAACCACACCCCGACUGUCCUUGUCAGCCUACUCAUGGGUCUGGGACCCCGUGUGGCAUGAGUUCUACACAUACAUCCCCUCGGAACGUACAUUUCUUUCCCUUUCGCGUUGGAAACUGAACGAGGCAAGAAACGUCUGGGAACAUGUCAGCCAGGCGAGUACCAAUAUCCUUCCAAACGCGGCAGCCGAGAAGUUGGGAGCCUGGGAGGACUGGAAAUGGCAUCCAGUCUGGGGAUGGUAUUUGGACCUGGAAGACGAAGGAAGCGGUGAAAAGGCUAAAAUAUUUGCGAGUCCUUGGCAAGUAGAUGAUGAUGACGAGUGGGUGUAUGUCGGCACGCUCGGCCAAGAGGAUCACUAG
Messenger RNA from Pyrenophora tritici-repentis Pt-1C-BFP, 546 nucleotides. The record is from RefSeq and is a predicted model, not a curated record. NCBI's taxonomy places the organism in Eukaryota, Fungi, Ascomycota, Dothideomycetes, Pleosporales, Pleosporaceae.